Messenger RNA from Gossypium arboreum, 1844 nucleotides. RefSeq names its product glycine-rich cell wall structural protein 1-like. The record is from RefSeq and is a predicted model, not a curated record. Bases 89 to 1396 code for a protein of 435 amino acids. NCBI's taxonomy places the organism in Eukaryota, Viridiplantae, Streptophyta, Magnoliopsida, Malvales, Malvaceae. The transcript has a single exon.
GCCAAAUUUCACGUAUUACUUUAUCCCUUGGAAAUGCAGUCUACAGCCUACUCUGUGUAGUAUAAAUAUGUGACCAUGGAGAUCGAGGAUGAAAACCAAGCAAAGUUUAAUUGAGGUUAGGCCUUACUUAGCCUUGUUACUUCUUGGAGACUCUAUUCAUCAAACAAUGGCCGCCAUUACCAUUUCUGAUAAAGUUUGGUACAUGGCUAUUCUUCUUUUAAGCAUUGUUGCUACUUUGAAUCGUGGUGUUGUUGGAGGUGAUGUUAAUGAUGAAGACGAUAAUUACUGCUCAUAUAGAAGUUGGCGAAGUUGUGGCAGCUUCUUUGGCAGAGGUAGUAAGUAUUAUGGUGGUGCUGGAGGUGGAGGUGGAGGUGGAGGGGGAGGCGGAGGAGGAGGUGCCUCUGGUAAUGCUGUAGGACAUGGAGAGGCGCAUGGUGCAGGAGGAGGUAGUGGCAGUGGCAGUGGUGAAAUGGGAGGAGGAGGUGGUGGUGGAGGUGGUGAAGGCAGUGCUAGUGCUGGUGCUGGUGGCAUUGGGUCAGGUCACGGAGAAGGCUUUGGAGCUGGAGGUGGUGUGCAAGGUAUUGGUGGUGGUGGUGGAGGUGGAGAAGGUGGUGGAGGUGGCAGUAGUUAUGGUAGUUCUGGGGAAGGGUUUGGACAUGGUAGUGGUUUUGGAGCAGGCAUAGGCGAAGGGGUGGGAGGUGGUGGUGGUGGUGGAGGGGGAGGUGGAGGUGGAGGUGGUAAAGGUUCUAAUGGAGGAUAUGGCCAUGGUAAUGGUUAUGGUGAAGGUGGUGGUGGUGGUGGUGGUGUUGGCAACGGAGGGGGCGUUGGUGGUGGUGGGGGAGGAGGAGGAGGUGGAGAAGGUGGUGGAGGUGGGGCUAAUGGAGGGUCUGGUCAUGGUAGUGGAUAUGGUGCUGGUAUGGGAGUUGGGACUAGUGGAGGAGGUGGAGGUGGAGGUGGCGGCAAUGGUUAUGGUAGUUCUGGGGAAGGGUUUGGUCAUGGUAGUGGUUUUGGAGCAGGAGCAGGCAUGGGCGUAGAGGUGGGAGGUGGAGGUGGUGGUGGUGGUGGUGGUGGUGGUGGUGGUGGUGGGGGUGGUGGAGGUUCUAGUGGAGGAUAUGGCAAUGGUAAUGGUUAUGGUGCUGGUGGUGGCAUUGGUAUAACAGGCAUUGGAGGGGGAGCUGGUGGUGGAGGAUGGGGGGGAGGAGGUGGUUCGAGUGGAGGUGGAGGCGGAGGUGGAAGUGGAGGAGGAGAAGGGAUGGGCUUUGGAGGGGGUUCAAAUGGUGAUAAGAACGGCAUGAACAUGGGAUUUGGAAUGGGGAUGGGAAUGGGCAUUGGAUUUGGUUUUGGCGUGGGAACAGGUGGAGGUAGAGACUCAAAUAAUAAUAAUGGCCAUCCCUAAACCAAACAUGCAUCUAAAUUCCCAUCACCAAUUUUAUCGCCGUAUUGGUUGGGAGGUAUCAACCUUGUGCCUUAAGUCACAACACCCUAUUCUUUCUUUAUUUUCUACUAUGAAUCAAGUACUGAGAGUUGAGAUUCCUAUGGAAAUAAAAAAAUGUCGCUUUCUACUUAUUUUUGUUUAUCAACUCUUUGGUGUUACAUUCACCAUUCCUUCUACUACUUUUCCUAGUUCCUGUAUUAGGUAUAAAUUGUCAAAAUCAUCAAAUCCACUUCUCAAGAAGAUAACUACAUAGGUUUGGAAAAUUAAAUUUAUAAUACGGGUAAUGAACACAAGAUUAUACAAGCAGACACAGUGUGUCGUAUGUUCUUACAUUAUUAAUAUACAAGGAACCACUGCUCCUACAUAUGAUCCUGAGAAAAUCGGAUCACGACAACGUUGAAUUACUUGG